AAAAAAAUAAAUUUCUCGAAAAAAUUUUAAUUACUCUCGAAAGAAAAGGAGAAAAUUCCAUCCCCUCCUCUCACCAUCCAACGUUACGAUUAACGUUUAAUUCUCUCCAGCUAAGAAAAUGAAUCAAUACUCGAAAUUUUAAUUGAGGUAGAAUGGAAAAAACACGAUGGAGAAAUUUGAUUAUCGAUUAUCACGAGAAUGGAACGGUCGGAAUAGCAUGGUGGAGGGCGAAGGGAAGAGCGGAAACGAUGAUCCAGUUAGUUGGCGGCGAAUCGGGCUUCCCCCGAGCUCGAAAGCCCCGUCGCCGUAAAAUCGAGGCCCGGCCGUCGACAAAAGUCGCGUCCACGUCUUUGAAGCGCGUAACAGAAGCGGAACCGACAUUUGCAUCGGCGUGGAAUCGUGCCACUCGUGGCUCCUUUUCCCGUGGCAUCGGACAAGGAACAGAAGGAAGAAAAAUUCCCUUUGAAGGAAAUGCUUUCGAGAAUGUGUUGUUCCCUGUUCGACCCCUUUCGCCUCGCCCCGCCAGCGAGACGGCGACGUUUAAGCCGAUUCCAGGCCAGCCUGCCGGCCUGUUUACCCGUUUCGGGAUAAUGCGAAGGCGCGAUACAAGUCGGCCGAAAUCGUGGAUUAUUCCGUGGUACAUGGGAAAGGCAAACAGAAAGGGCAGCCGAGCGUGUAAUAAUGGACUCCACGGCGUAAACUAGCGCCGUGUAAUUUAUGCUAUAACUUCGUUCCUCUCUCUCGAACGAACGAAUUCAUUUCACGCGACCAAAAAUUGAAAUUUUCUAAACAAAAUCCAAUCCUUCGCUUACUAAAAAACUUUGAGCUCGAAGAAUUUAUAAAUUAGAGAAGAAUAAUUGAUGAAAAGUUUCUCGAA
Apis mellifera (honey bee) is the source of this 877-nucleotide messenger RNA. RefSeq lists its product as uncharacterized. The transcript has 2 exons. The coding region runs from base 153 to 704 and encodes 183 amino acids. NCBI's taxonomy places the organism in Eukaryota, Metazoa, Arthropoda, Insecta, Hymenoptera, Apidae. The record is from RefSeq and is a predicted model, not a curated record.